Panonychus citri (citrus red mite) is the source of this 2800-nucleotide messenger RNA. RefSeq lists its product as uncharacterized. The record is from RefSeq and is a predicted model, not a curated record. Lineage: Eukaryota; Metazoa; Arthropoda; Arachnida; Trombidiformes; Tetranychidae. The transcript has 2 exons. The coding region runs from base 1932 to 2444 and encodes 170 amino acids.
AGAACAUGUGAUUCUAAGUUGAAUAUUUUUGUGAUUAUUUUUAAUUGUCUCUGUUAUUAUUAUUAUUAUUUGGAUCUUUUUGAUUGUUCAAUCGUAAUUAAUUUUGAUUUUUACCAUGGCUCAAGUGAAUAAAAAGUCCAAUUCUAACGUGAUCGUUAGACUGUGUAAUAAGGUAAAACUUGUUUACACCGAUCCAUUCCUGUGGCAAGUGGUCAAGAGUUGGUCACUAUUCUCCAGUGGUAUUUACUUGGCCCGAUCUUUGGGACCAGUUAUCUCCGAUAACAUGGAACCUGUUUAACCCAAAUUGUUGGCUCUAAAAUUGAUUUACUUAGUCCUAUUGAGAGAUUCCCAUUCUCGCUCAAUACAAUAAAUGUAUAUUUAUCUUGAUAUUUGCCGUUUGUCGCUUUCCACGUGGUCAUAACUAUCCAGUUAAUUACGAUUUUGACACAUAUUACAAGCCUAUUUCAUUAGUAGAAUGCGGAGAAAAAGCAAAUUUUGGAAAUAAAACGUUCUAAUUGAAUUGAUUACUCUCAUUAUCUAAUGUCCAAGAUGACCACCUAUGACUUUGCUUCUAUUUGUAUCGAUCUUGAGGUCAUUCGUAUGAUAUUUUUUCUGUUUCUGUAGGUUUCCUAAUCUUAAUUCAAUCAUCAUGCAAAAAUCGUGAAUCGUAAUGAUUGUUGAUGAUGAACAAAAAAAUGAAAGUUAAUAAGUAAAAUAUUAACAAUGAAAAUCUAAUUGUUGAUUAAGGUUAAAAAGAUUUACUCUUGAAAUUGAAAAACUUUCAUUUUAAACGAUAAUAUCAAGAGACAACAAUUUAAUCCGAUAACCAAACAAACAAUUAACUUUAAACAAUUAAACUUUGAUCAUGAUACAUAUAUAAAAAAAAAAGUUAAAUCACUUUCAUUAGUUUUUGAUAGUUAAAUUGUUUUCCAAUAAACAAUUAGAUCCUUAAUAGCACAACUAAAUCAGAAAAAGCAAACCAACCAACCAUUAAUUAUUAUUAAUUAACCAACUAAAUAAAUAAAUGAUUGUCCAAAUAAUCAGAAUCUAAAUCAACAAUCAGAGAGAGAGAGAGAAAAUUUUCAAGACAAUUUCAGGUUCCAUUGUAAAAGUAAUAACAAUUAAAAGAUAUAAAUAUAAUUCUUAAUUGGUUUCUCAUAAUGAACAACAAUUAGAAUUUACUUUGAAUUAAAUGAUAAUACAUGAUUACUAUUUAUGGUAUAACAUCAACAAUUAAAAUGUAAUUACAAUAAUAAGUCAAUUGAUGAGGAGUAAAAAGUGAUAAUAGUAAUUUAAUAGAGCGAAUUGAGAAAUCGUCUUUUUCGUAAACAUAAUCAACAAUCAAAGAGGAAUAUAAGAUUGUCGAUAUGGAUUGUUGAUUAAAAAUUGAAUAUUUCUCCUCCUUUAAUCCUAUUUUAACAAUUAAACAAUAAAUAACAAUUAAAUCCUGAGAGAUUGAGAUGUUAAUGACAAUUAACUUUGCGGUGAUUAAAAAUUAAGAGUAAAUGUUUACAAAUGUUGUUUGUGGUGAAAGCGAAUCAAGAAAAAUGGAAGAAGAGAAAAAAAAAUAAACUAAAUCAACUUUUUAAAUAGUCAAUUGAAAAGACAAUUAAAUAACCAUGAAAAGAAAAGGUAACAAUUUAAUUUAACCAUUGUCGCUAAUUGUGUUACCCCAUUAGGAAGAUCCUCUUAUCGACUUGAAAGGUAAAGAGGGAGGACGAACGGGAGGUUGUACCUUUUUCAUUGGAUUCGCAUAUAUAAGUGGCCUUGAUGAUCUCUAACGAAUAUCAGUUCUCACCUUCAACUUGUUCGGAUAACAACAACAACAAUUAGCUAUUUAAUUUUGCUCAAUUUCAAUUAAUCAUCUUGAUUAAAGAUCAACUUUUUCUGUUCUGUUCAAUUUUCUUCAUCUUCUAACUAAUUAAUUAACUAUGGAAUCUUUCAAAUCAAUCAUGUGCUCUGCUCUCAUCUGUUGGAUAAUUUGUUUCUCCUCCCUGGUUGUGUGCCAAUUACCCACCUCAGCUGAAGUGACCCAACCAACGAACCCACUCUGGCAAUAUCAACCUAAUUCAGCUUCACCCAAUGGGUCACCUUACGGUCAACAGCCUCAACAACAUCACGACUAUUCAAUGGGUCAACGACAAACUGCCCUCGCCUCACCUUUGGUCUCUUUCCUUCCCAUGUUAGUACUUUUCGGCAUCGGUGCAGUCAUUGUCAUCUCAAUCCUUUACUUUAUCUUUAAUCCAUUUGGAUUAACUUCCCUUCUUGGACCUGGUUUGACCGCUGCUCCAGCCUACGGACGAAAACGGUCAAUCGAUGGAUCCAAAUUCCAACAAUAUGUUAUGGAUCUAAUUUCAACUGUUUCAAAUGCCAUCGAGAAAUACGAGAAAGCUGAAGCUUCACCCGCUCCACCAUCAACACAAUCAAACUCCAAAUCUAGUUAAUCAACUUUUUCUUAGCCGAUUGUCCGAAACAAUCAUCAUUCACCUUUCGCUUUAACCCUUAAUCCUUUCCCCAUGAAUUUCCUGUUAUCAUUAACUUCAUUGAUCUACUUUUUUUCGUCGUUCACCGAUCAACACACCGAAUCCAUACCACGGCCACAAUCACCACGACAAAGAGAUAAUUGUCUGAUGAAACAAAGAAAUGAUAUAAUGCUCAUGGUGCCGGUGAUGGAAUCAGAAAACGAACCCACCGUAUCGAUUGUGUUUUCUGAACCUUUUUUACUUUUUCCGAAUGAAACUUUUUUUCUCUUCUUCAUUUCCAUUGUAUUUUCUGUUUAUAAACAUAAAGAAAAAAGAUA